This is a messenger RNA of Melitaea cinxia (Glanville fritillary), 1206 nucleotides long. It is a transcript of the gene Rpn8, whose product is annotated as 26S proteasome non-ATPase regulatory subunit 7. The record is from RefSeq and is a predicted model, not a curated record. Gene Ontology annotation, cellular component: proteasome complex; proteasome regulatory particle. Gene Ontology annotation, biological process: proteasome-mediated ubiquitin-dependent protein catabolic process. NCBI's taxonomy places the organism in Eukaryota, Metazoa, Arthropoda, Insecta, Lepidoptera, Nymphalidae. The transcript has 2 exons. Gene Ontology annotation, molecular function: metallopeptidase activity; protein binding. Bases 157 to 1137 code for a protein of 326 amino acids.
UGACUGUCAAAUUCUAGUUGGUUGAUGAUCAGUGAAUUUGCUUUUGUCAUUUGUAGAUUUCAAUUCUAAUAAUAUUUGUUUCCUAUUGUAUAAAUUUGAGACAGAAGUACGAUUCAGUUAGAUCGCUUAAACUAGAUUUUAAAUAAAUAAUUCAAGAUGCCAAGUCAAGAAGUCGUGACCACAAAAGUGGUUGUUCAUCCCUUAGUACUACUCAGUGUCGUAGAUCAUUUCAACCGAAUGGGUAAAAUUGGUAACCAAAAGCGUGUCGUCGGAGUUCUCCUUGGCUGUUGGAGGGCGAAGGGAGUUUUAGAUGUAUCAAACAGUUUUGCAGUUCCCUUUGAUGAAGAUGAUAAGGAUAAGUCUGUAUGGUUCCUUGAUCACGAUUACUUGGAAAACAUGUAUGGAAUGUUCAAAAAGGUCAAUGCUCGUGAAAAGGUAGUUGGUUGGUAUCACACGGGUCCAAAACUGCAUCAGAAUGAUGUUGCAAUUAAUGAACUUAUUAGACGUUACUGCCCCAAUUCAGUCUUGGUAAUAAUUGAUGCUAAACCUAAGGACUUGGGUUUGCCAACAGAGGCAUAUCGAGCUGUAGAGGAAGUUCAUGAUGAUGGCAGUCCUACGACGCGGACAUUUGAACACGUACCCAGUGAAAUUGGAGCUGAAGAAGCCGAAGAGGUAGGUGUUGAACACCUACUAAGAGACAUAAAGGAUACAACUGUCGGCAGCCUCUCUCAACGUAUUACAAAUCAAUUACUGGGCCUCCGUGGCCUUCACUCACAACUAAGUGAAAUUAGAGAUUACCUUGUCCAAGUCGGACAAGGCUCCUUACCCAUGAACCACCAAAUAAUUUAUCAGCUACAGGAUAUAUUCAAUCUCUUGCCUGACAUAUUCAGUGACAGUUUUCUUGAUAACCUAUACAUCAAAACAAAUGACCAGUCACUCGUAGUCUAUUUAGCUGCCUUAGUAAGAUCUAUCAUUGCUCUACACAAUCUGAUUAAUAAUAAAAUAACAAAUAGAGAUGCUGAAGAAGGAAAAAAAGAAGACAACAAGGAUAAGAAAGAAAAGAAAGAGGAAAAAGAUGAGAAGAAGUCCGAAGAUAAAUCAAAAGAUAAAAAAGAUAAGGAAGAGAAAAAGAAGUAAUAUGGAAUCGUCAUUAGUCUAAGUUGCUUGUAACACUGAGUUAUUUUAAUAAAUGGUAUUUACUGAUUA